Molecule: messenger RNA, 3181 nt
Organism: Didymella exigua CBS 183.55
Lineage: Eukaryota; Fungi; Ascomycota; Dothideomycetes; Pleosporales; Didymellaceae
Exons: 3
Coding region: 290-2728 (812 amino acids)
Biological process (GO): regulation of transcription by RNA polymerase II
Cellular component (GO): nucleus
Molecular function (GO): DNA-binding transcription activator activity, RNA polymerase II-specific; RNA polymerase II cis-regulatory region sequence-specific DNA binding
Source: RefSeq, a predicted model, not a curated record
AGACUCUAGACUCACCCCCCACUGCAGCCGCUUGCACUGACGUCCCAGAUGCCACGCGCGGCCCUCGCAGCGAUUCCGUCAGGCAGCCUGGUCGCUAACCUGAUAAAAGACGCCUGACCUGUCGUCGCAUGCGCCAACCCGAGCCACAGUUGACACUAGCCUUAACUGCUGUGGGAGCUGCUCCGUUUCAUCAACUGAAGGUCCACAUCAGUGCUCCCAACCUCCGACUCUCAACUGCACCUCUCGAUGCUCACAAACGACCAACAGCGCCUGCUUUGAGCUUCCAGCGAUGUUUCGCAACCGAUCCUCACAAGCAAAGCCGAACGACGAGCUGCUGGAGAACUUCAAAGCAAGCUUCCCUCACCUCGCGCAGCGUUCACACUCGAUCGCAGGCGUGCCAGGCCACACGCUCACCGAUGCGCUCGACGUAGCACAUACCCACAGACCUGGCGAUGCCGACGACAUCAAGGACCAGGACCCUACGCCACGGGGAAACAACGAGCCAUGGAGGUUCACGCCCUCGCUUCUCGACCCCAACAGCUUUGCAUUCACGUCCUUUGCCAACCAGCCUCCUGGCUAUUACACGCCUACGCCGGGCGGCACCAACACCCUGUACCACAGCCAGGCCGGCGACCUGCACACGCCGGGCUUCAGCUUCGGCCUAGGCACGCCUCUCUCCCUCCCCACUUCUGAAGGUGCCGUCCACGCUGGCCAGACUGCGCCCAAUCCCCACCUCCAGGGCUUCAAUCCUCACGCUCUAGGCACCCACCACCACUUCCAGAACACCAACCCCUUUGGACUCCAACCGCAACAUACUCAGUCCUUUGCGCCGCAUCAAUUCACGCACCAGCCAUCUGCGUUCGACCAUGCCUCCCUUCCCCAGCCGCAUGAGGAUUCUCCUAUGGAGAACGUCAUUCCAGAAGUCGAGAUGCAGUCUCCUCUUAUUGGGUUCGCUCCCCAGCCAUAUGAAGACAACCUAGCGGGUGCAGUAGGCCCGGUCCAGGCCCAGCCGCUUCACCCCACUCAGAACUUCCGCUACCACGUUACCCUGAACGCACCAACUGCAAUGGUAAAGCAGUCAGAUGAAGUUCCCGUGACCUAUCUGAACAAGGGCCAAGCAUACACCAUCUCGCUAGUCGAUACAGCACCUGGCCAGACGCUACCGGUAACGCUCAAGUACCGGACCUUUGUCCGAAUCUCCUUCGAGGAUGAGCAGCAACGACAGCGCCCUGCUGCCUGCUGGCAGCUCUGGAAAGAGGGUCGCGGUACCAACGAGGCACAUCAACGCGGCGGUCGCCUCCAGGCAGUCGAGUUUGUGGACCCAAGCCAAGUUGGCGGCGGUGAAGUCCAAGGGCGGCCAAGAGUCGACCUUGAGUCGUCGUCUUUCGAUGGCUUCGUAGUAACGUGGACACCCGCGCCCAACGCUGCUCCUGAAUGCUCCUUAGCAGUCCGUUUCAACUUCCUCUCUACCGAUUUCAGCCACUCGAAAGGUGUGAAAGGUAUCCCAGUCCGCCUCUGCGCCAAAACGGAGCUUGUGUCAGAAGCCACCGGAUCACCAUCAGAGAAGACGACUGCUGAGCUUUGUUAUUGCAAAGUCAAGCUCUUCCGAGACCACGGCGCCGAGCGAAAGCUGUCGAAUGACGUCGCGCACGUCAAGAAGACCAUUGACAAGCUGAAGCAGCAAAUCGCGCAGGUCGAGUCUGGCAUGAAGGACUUUGGAAAGCGCAAACGCACAGGUGAUGACAAGAGCGGCAGCUCCAGGCCCGGCAAGCUGCAAAAGCACAAGAGGACCUGGUCAAUGUCUUCAGCAAGCGAUAAUCAGGGAGCUCGACCGGCUGCGGAAGAAGAUUUGCACAUCAAGCUGGCGUCACUCCAGGACAUGUUCAGCUCCACAAGACCCGUGAGCGUUCUCUACUUGAAGGGCGAGGAGCAGGAUGAUCCAGACGUUCACCCGGUCCAAAUGUCCUCCACUCCUCAAGAACUCUCCAAAAUCGACACAAAUGUGGACUCGCAGAUGUGGGAGCGCCCCAGCUCUCAGACCGGCAACUCAUCAAUGGUAUCACCAACUCCCAGCUCGCAAUCUCUGCAUUCCGAGAACCGCAGGAGCUCCUCGUUCCAGCGUCCAGGACCUUAUGGACCACCAUCGCGCAUGACUUCGGGCGAGUGGAGGAGUCUCCCACAGACUGCUACAGGUGACCUCAAAGGCGUGGUCGCCAUGCAUGGCGGUUCAGACGUACCGACCAAAGUUCAGAGGCCGUACUCCGACGAUCAUGCCCUUUCUGGGUGGAUUGAGGCUCUGGGUGUGGACCAGACCUAUCAGCCACCGCCCGAGCCCAUGCUCAAGCCAGUUGCUUGCUUCUUCGUCCAGCCAAGGAUCGCCGGCCGACAACCAGACAAUAAUUACUUCCGUGCUGUCUACGUAAUGGAGCGCUCAGUGAAGGCGCUUGUAAGCAGUAUCGCCAUGAAGAUCAACAUCGAGCCUACCAAAGUCACACGCACCAUCCGGGUCAACCAAAAAGGUCUACGCAUAUUAAUGGAUGACGAUGCCAUCAACGCCAUCCCUGAGCAGCAGGACAUGGCCGCCGAGUUCCAUGAGAUUGGUACGCCUCCCGUCCAGCCCAUGAAACGAGACUGGGACGCCGGCCCCACAGACAUUCAGGUUGACGGCGACAUGUCAGUAGUCGAAGCUGUGCAUUCGACUGGUUAUGAACUUCGACUUCUCUUCUAGACGCUGAACCAGCAGUCCGAGAUGUUCAUCAUUUUCGCGGCCAUUAGACUCACGACCCAUCCAUACUCAUGAUUUUGCACCACUCGUACACUGGUAGCGAGUUCUACUCGCCCUAUAGGGCCCAAUUGUGUCGAUCUGUGUCAUUUGACACAAUGUCAUACUUGCAGGCGUUGAGAAGUUUUGGAGAUACCAACCGUUCCCUGGGAACGAAGUACCUUUCUUUGUGUUGAUAUACCUCGCCCUUUCUACUUCUUUCGGUUCGACAACGAUACCCAUAUACCAUUUCACUUUUCAGCGAUUUCAGAUUGGAUUGUAGGAUGCGAGGGUGGUACAUACACGCGCUAGGUGGCGCAGCGGCGAAGCAGUAAUUGUCUCUAGGUACAAGCAGAGAGGGCGGCCUUGCAUUCUGGCGAGGACAACGGGACCCUCUCCGUCAGACGAAUACAAAUCAUU